AUGCGUCGGUUUCCCUCCUCCGCACGGCUCCCGCUGAGCAACAGCAGCACCAGAAGGGCAACAGCAGCAGCAGCAGCUCCCCUCCGCUUCCACCGACUCUCUGCUCUUCCCCGCCCCUCCUCUUCUUCUACUUCUACUUUUAACUUCCCCACUGCUUCUUUAUCUACUUCUACUUCUACUCCCUCCUCUCUCAUCUCCUCUUCCUCUUCCUCUUCUUCUCUUUCCUCCUCUACUGUCCCUCCUCUUCAUCGCUCUUCUCUUCGUCGUGCUCCCCUCUCUCAAGCUUCCAAACGUUACUGUUCUUAUCGCAGGAUGUGUGGUGCUCGACGUGGAGAAGUGACCGGCUCGACCAACGUCCCUGGUGGUCGUGAGGUCUUGCCCACCAAUGUCAAGCCUCUUCACUAUGACCUGACCCUCGAACCUAACUUUGCUAACUUCUCCUACGACGGUACCGUCGUCAUUGACCUCGACGUCGCUGAAGAUACCACCUCCAUCUCCCUCAACUCCAACGAGAUCAAGAUCCAUAAUGCUGUCGUCUCUUCCCAAGGCGCCGUCGUGGCCUCCAACCCCGAGAUCACCCUCAACCAGGACCAGCAGGUUGCGACCAUCAAGUUCGCCGACACCAUCCCCGCUGGUUCCUCCGCCCAGCUGAAGCUGACCUUCACUGGUGAGCUCAACGACAACAUGGCCGGUUUCUACCGCUCCUCCUACAAGGCCGCCGAUGGUCAGACCAAGUACAUUGCUACCACCCAGAUGGAGCCUACCGAUGCCCGCCGCGCCUUCCCCUGCUUCGACGAGCCCGCCUUGAAGGCCAAGUUCACUGUGACCCUGGUGGCGGACAAGAGCAUGACCUGUCUGAGCAACAUGGACGUCGCCACGGAGACCGAGGUUGCGGGCGGCAAGAAGGCUGUCAAGUUCAACACCUCCCCCGUCAUGUCGACUUACCUCCUCGCCUUCAUUGUUGGUCACCUCAACUACAUCGAGACGAAGGCUUUCCGUGUCCCCAUCCGUGUCUAUGCUACCCCGGAUCAGGAUAUCGAACACGGUCGCUUCUCGCUGGACCUGGCCGCCCGCACCCUGGCCUUCUACGAGAAGGCGUUCGAUAACGAGUUCCCCCUGCCCAAGAUGGACAUGGUCGCCGUCCCCGACUUCAGCGCCGGUGCCAUGGAGAACUGGGGUCUGAUCACCUACCGUGUUGUGGACGUGCUGUUGGAUGAGAAGACUAGCGGUGCCGCCCGCAAGGAGCGUAUUGCUGAAACUGUCCAGCACGAGCUGGCUCACCAGUGGUUCGGUAACUUGGUCACCAUGGACUUCUGGGAUGGUCUCUGGCUCAACGAGGGUUUCGCGACCUGGAUGUCCUGGUACUCUUGCAACAGCUUCUUCCCCGAGUGGAAGGUCUGGCAGACCUACGUCAUCGACACCCUUCAGGGCGCCCUGUCCCUGGAUUCGCUGCGUAGCAGUCACCCCAUUGAGGUGCCCGUGAAGCGUGCCGACGAGAUCAACCAGAUCUUCGAUGCCAUCUCCUACUCCAAGGGAUCGUCCGUUCUGCGCAUGAUCUCCAAGUACAUGGGUGAGGAUGUCUUCAUCCAGGGUGUGCGCGACUACAUCAAGAAGCACGCCUACGGCAACACCCAGACGGGUGAUCUGUGGGCUGCCCUGGCUAACGCCAGUGGAAAGCCCGUGGAGGAGGUCAUGGACAUCUGGACCAAGAAAGUCGGUUUCCCCGUGGUGACGGUCUCGGAGAACCCCAGCAACUCCACCAUCAAGCUGAAGCAGAACCGUUUCCUGCGCACCGGUGAUGUCCGCCCCGAGGAGGACACCACGCUCUACCCCGUCAUGCUGGGUCUGCGCACCAAGAAUGGCAUCGACGAAAGCACCAUGCUGACCGAGCGCGAGGGCGAAUUCAAGGUGCCCGACCUCGACUUCUACAAGCUCAACGCCGACCACUCCGCCAUCUACCGCACCUCGUACACCCCGGAGCGCCUGUCCAAGCUGGGUGAGGCGGCCAAGAGUGGACUCUUGAGCGUCGAGGACCGCGCCGGUAUGAUUGCCGAUGCCGGUGCCUUGGCCGCGUCCGGCUUCCAGAGCACCUCCAGCCUGCUGUCGCUUCUGAAGGGCUUCGACAGCGAGGCCGAGUUCAUCGUGUGGAACGAGAUCCUGACUCGUGUUGGCUCGCUGCGGGCUGCUUGGCUGUUCGAGGAUGCCGCUACCCGCGACGCCUUGAAGGCCUUCCAGCGCUCUCUGGUCAGCCACAAGGCACACGAGCUCGGCUGGGAAUUCUCCGAGAAGGACGGCCACAUCCUGCAGCAGUUCAAGGCUCUCAUGUUCGGCAGUGCCGGUAUGGCCGAGGACCCCGUCGUCGUCAAGGCCGCUCAGGACAUGUUCGAGCGGUUCGCUGCUGGCGACGAGAACGCCAUCCACCCCAACAUCCGUGGCAGCGUGUUCAGCAUUGUGCUGAAGAACGGUGGUGAGAAGGAGUACAACGUCGUCCUCGACCGCUUCCGCCACGCCCCCACUUCCGACGAGAAGACGACGGCCCUCCGCUGCCUGGGUGCCGCAGAGGACCCCGCUCUGAUCCAGCGCACUCUGGACCUGGCCAGCAGCGACGAGGUCAAGAACCAGGACAUCUACAUGCCCCUGGGUGGUCUCCGCAGCCACCCCGCGGGUAUCGAGGCUCGCUGGACCUGGUUGAAGAACAACUGGGAUGCCAUCUACAAGCGUCUGCCUCCGUCCCUCGGUAUGCUGGGCACGGUGGUGCAGCUCAGCACGGCCAGCUUCUGCACGGAGGAGCAGUUGAAGGACGUGCAGGACUUUUUCCAGAGCAAGGACACCAAGGGCUUCGACCGUGCGGUUGAGCAGAGUCUCGACUCGGUCCGCGCCAAGGUCAACUGGGUCAAGCGUGACCGGGCUGACGUGGAGUCGUGGCUCAAGGCCAACAGCUACAACGGUAAGCUGUAA
Messenger RNA from Aspergillus luchuensis, 2958 nucleotides. RefSeq names its product M1 family metallopeptidase (gene APE2). The record is from RefSeq and is a predicted model, not a curated record. Lineage: Eukaryota; Fungi; Ascomycota; Eurotiomycetes; Eurotiales; Aspergillaceae. Gene Ontology annotation, molecular function: zinc ion binding; peptide binding; metalloaminopeptidase activity. Gene Ontology annotation, biological process: proteolysis; peptide catabolic process. The transcript has 3 exons. Gene Ontology annotation, cellular component: cytoplasm. The coding region runs from base 1 to 2958 and encodes 985 amino acids.